UGCACACAAAGGAGGCAAAGACAGCUUCUAAGCCAACCUCUCUCGGCCACCCCAACCUAUCCUGUGAACACCUUCCGGUUCAAGAGAAACCCAGAUGUCCAUCCUUUCCACACAUUUCGUCUUCAACCAUAUAUUCUUCACCUAUAAAACCAAGUAAUUAGUUUGUACCAAUCACUCCUUUUCCAUCUUGUACUAUGAAUUAAGAUUCACACCUACUUAAUUAUAUCUAACACUUUAUAGCACUCCUCAAGAACAUGUUGAGAUCUUUCUUGAUCACCAUGACUAAUAUCAUACUGCUCCUGAUCGUGAUCUUCUUAACAACAUGCCUUUUUGUAAACUCAAAACCUAUUAGCAGGGCUGAUUUUCCUAGUGGCUUCACGUUUGGGACUGCCUCUUCUGCUUAUCAGUUUGAAGGAGCCGUGAAUGAAGGAAACAAGGGAGAUAGCAUAUGGGAUACCUUCACAAGGCAACCAGGAAGGAUUUUGGACCUCAGCAAUGCAGAUACAGCAGUUGAUCAAUAUCACCGGUUUAAGGGGGAUAUAGAUUUGAUGAAGGAUUUAGGAAUGGAUGCCUACAGAUUCUCAAUAUCUUGGCCAAGAAUCUUUCCAAAUGGAACAGGGGUGCCAAACCAAGAAGGGAUAGAUUACUACAGCUGCCUCAUAGAUACUUUGCUAGAAAAAGGAAUCCAGCCUUAUGUAACUCUAUAUCAUUGGGAUCUUCCACAGAUGCUUGAAGAUAAAUAUGAAGGAUGGUUGAGCAAACAAAUUGUAGAGGACUUCGAGCAUUAUGCCUUCACUUGCUUCCAAGCUUUUGGAGACAGAGUGAAACACUGGAUCACUUUCAACGAACCUCGUGGUUUCUCAAUUCAGGGUUACGAUACCGGUAUUCAGGCUCCUGGAAGGUGCUCUAUUAUGGGCCAUUUUCUUUGUAAGAGGGGGAAUUCAUCCUCUGAGCCAUACAUUGUAGCUCACAACAUCCUUUUGUCACAUGCCGCUGCUUAUCGUUGUUACCAGUUACAUUUCAAGGGAAAACAAGGAGGUCAGAUUGGAAUAACAUUAGAUUCCAAGUGGUAUGAACCAAUAUCUGACGCUGAAGAGGACAAAGAUGCGGCACAAAGAGCAAUGGAUUUUGCAAUCGGAUGGCUCCUUGAUCCACUUUUCCUUGGAAAAUAUCCUCUCUCAAUGAAAAAGCUUGUGGGGGAAAGACUACCUGAGAUCUCUCAAGGGAUGUCGAAACUCCUAGUUGGUUCUUUGGACUUUGUUGGCAUAAAUCAUUACACAACACUAUAUGUUCGGAAUGACAGGACAAGGAUUCGGAAACUAAUAUUGCAGGACGCAUCGUCCGACGCUGCUGUGAUUACUACCUCUUAUCGGCGUGGGGUUGCAAUCGGAGAACGAGCAGCUUCCCGCUGGCUACACAUUGUCCCAUGGGGCAUCCACAGGUUGCUCAAAUACGUGAAAGAUAAGUAUGGGAACCCACCAGUGAUUAUAACAGAAAAUGGAAUGGAUGAUCUGAAUACGCCGUUCAUAUCUUUAAACAAGGCCUUACAGGACGACAAGAGAAUAGAAUACCACAGGGACUAUCUCUCCAACAUUUCUGCAGCUAUAAGGCAAGACAAUUGUGAUGUUCGAGGUUAUUUUGCGUGGUCUUUGCUGGACAACUGGGAAUGGAACUCAGGCUACACCGUGCGGUUUGGACUCUACUUUGUGGAUUACAGAAACAACCUUACAAGAGUACCAAAAGCUUCUGCUAAGUGGUUCAAAAGAACACCCAGAUUAGAAGAUAACCUGAAAAGCCAAUUGUAAAAUGUAUAAUAUUAGUCACCAUAUAUACACGUUGGGAUGUAAAUUGGGACACAGAAUUGUAAAAUUCAUGGACAACAGAAAGGAAGGAAGAAAAUUCUAACAGGUAAUGAAACUUGGUAAAGAAAGAAACGAGAAAUAUACCAUUUAUCUUUAA
Molecule: messenger RNA, 1959 nt
Organism: Populus nigra (black poplar)
Lineage: Eukaryota; Viridiplantae; Streptophyta; Magnoliopsida; Malpighiales; Salicaceae
Product: putative beta-glucosidase 41
Exons: 13
Coding region: 255-1805 (516 amino acids)
Biological process (GO): carbohydrate metabolic process
Molecular function (GO): beta-glucosidase activity
Source: RefSeq, a predicted model, not a curated record